CAAGAGUCGAUCGCGCGCCUCUUCCUCCGACCAAUCACGUGAGCGUUCGAUUUUCGAAAAAUUUAAAAAGUUUGUGUAACUUUUUAAAGUGUUUCGUUGGGUUGUUUUUGAACUGUGUCAGUGUUGUGUAUUUGAGUGAACUAUUUUGGAGUAUCAAUAGUGUUGUUACAUUUUGGAUUUUUUCUCUGAGUUGAACGCCAAACGUUUUGGAUUUUCGAUACCUCUAAACCAGAGCCUUCGAAAAUGAGUUCAUGACCCUAUGCUGUUUGUCAAGGUCAAUCCGAAAACGCAGAUCCUUUUACGCAUGAGGAGUCGUGAUGGAGGCGUCGUCAUCAGACUACAGCGACGAGGAGGUGGGGGUGAUCGCGCGCGGACAGAAGUUGUGGGUGCGGGGUGUGCGUGCGCAUACCACGUGCGCGGACAUCGUGCGCGCGCUGCAUGACGCGCCUGAAGCUGGCGGUGCGAGCGACCACAGCGAAUGGGUGUUGGCAGAGCGGUGGCGCGGCGUGGAGCGACCUCUACCUCCAGACGUGCCAGUGUUACACGUGCUGGCUGCCUGGGGGGACGCUAGACACGAGGUCCGUCUAGCCCUCCGAAGAGUGUCAAGCGGCGGCGAAGACGACUCUGGCCGAGAUAGUGACGCGGGCAGCCGAAGCGGGCGACGGCGGCGCGAGCGCAGGCCUGGCACGCCACCCCCGCGUGGCGACCCCGCUGCCAGGCUCGUGUCCGUCAUACAGCACCAGAGCCGGACUAUACAUCAGCAGCUUGACAAGCUCAGAGAACAAGAAAAACUGAUCGAUCAGUUGGAAGACCAAACACACAAAAGUCGGAUGGAGAAGCAUGGAACUAACUACCUUCUGGAGUCCUACCUUCGAGACCUGGGGCGGAACUGUGAUGUCAACGACAGUCAAGCCGGGAACAGCGACAGCGGCGUAGGAGUCGGCUCAGGAACCCCCCCGCGACGACACACCAAACACAAAUCCAGAAGAGAAAGACACCUCAUGAGGGAACACUACUUCACUAAAGAAUUGACAGAUAUAUGCCAAGUAAACUCUGAAAGACUGAAGCAAACGCAUACCACCGACACGGAUUCUGAUGUGUCAUCUGACGAGUUGACCAGGAUACGAGAAGAAGUCGAGCUUUUGGAGAAGCUGGCCAUCAUAAACAAGCGACUGCACAGAGAAGAGGAGCUAGUCGUUCGUUUGACGGCGAAAGUCAAACGAUAUAUGGACGAAAACAAAGCGAACAGUUGCGAGAACGUCUCCCAAGUAAGAAUGCUGAUCGACAAAAUCGAAGAAGAGUUAGCUGGAAGCGCUAAAGAGAUGCAAGUCAAUAAUAACGAACUAGCGAAUGUCGACAGGGAAAUCCAGGACAGAAUGAAGCUCCUCGACGAAUUGACCUUAGAAUUAGAAGAGGAGGAUUUGCAGAAUACGAUUCUAGAGAGGCAACUGAACGAAGCGUCAAGCAGACAACCAAUAUUGUUGCAAGACAGUUACGUACCUGUUCUGGACGAAGACACGAUACAAGAUACGGUUCAAACCUUCAGUUACGGUGGGCCAGGAUAUGUGUUGGACACUCUGGUAUGACCAAUAACAUCCCUAAGUCAACUAGAAUGUAAGAGCUGCUAAUAU
Pectinophora gossypiella (pink bollworm) is the source of this 1631-nucleotide messenger RNA. Its product is annotated as ras association domain-containing protein 10. Bases 318 to 1586 code for a protein of 422 amino acids. Gene Ontology annotation, biological process: signal transduction. The record is from RefSeq and is a predicted model, not a curated record. The transcript is spliced from 7 exons. Lineage: Eukaryota; Metazoa; Arthropoda; Insecta; Lepidoptera; Gelechiidae.